Corythoichthys intestinalis (scribbled pipefish) is the source of this 8207-nucleotide messenger RNA. RefSeq names its product connector enhancer of kinase suppressor of Ras 1 (gene cnksr1). Gene Ontology annotation, molecular function: protein binding. The transcript is spliced from 20 exons. The record is from RefSeq and is a predicted model, not a curated record. Lineage: Eukaryota; Metazoa; Chordata; Actinopteri; Syngnathiformes; Syngnathidae. The coding region runs from base 488 to 2758 and encodes 756 amino acids.
AGUGCUUGUGACACGAAAAAGCAUGUUUAUUUCAUAAUACACGCGGUAUUUUAUGCUCCUGAAUGAUAUGGACCGCUUGGAUGUGUGUGGAAGCGAUCGCUAUAUUUAUUUAGUUUUUUGAAUCCCGCGCCAGGAAAAUGAGUGACUUCCGGCUUCGGUCUCGCAUUGAGGAGGAGGGCGCUGUGACGUGUACGGUAGAAGACGUCCUCUUCACGCUACAGUGUACUGUUGUGUAUGAGGACGAAGGAUUCAGCUGAUUUUGCGGAUUAAUACUUUUAUUUUUUGCAUCACGCCAGCCAAACGGCUGCAGAAAAAUCAUUCUGUAUGCGGGAGAGGCGUAUGUGCCUUUUUGGAGUUUCAAAAGGUUCCCAUUCACCGUGGAUAUUUACUGUGGGACCAUUGGACUUACAAGGAAUCAUACGGUGACAGUGGGGAGAACCUACAAGGGCUGACGGAGAAACUGCGAAGUGUGGCUCACAACUUGCAGAUGGGCAUCCAGGGCCGCUGGCGCCACAACAGCUACGAUGGUCAGAGCGUCACCAAGCUGUCCACUAGUUUGUUGCAUGCUGUGGUGGAGCUUAUAUCCUGUGCUAAAGGGCUGUUCACCAUUUUGAACAGGUAUCAGCUCUCCCAACUGAGCAGACACACAACCAGCAAGAAAAUCUUGAACCAGUGCAAAGAAUUGGGGGUGAUUGUGCAAAAGAAACGCACUUGCGUCUACGAGAAGGAGAAGGACAUCAUCUCUGUGUGCCGUCAAUUGGUGGUGGUGUGUGACGAGAUCCUGAGCUGCAGCCCAGAAGCUCUUCUCACCAACACUACGCAGCUGGAGAGCGUUGACCUGGUACCUGCGUCACCAGGAGAACAGUUGGGCAUUGAGAUAACAUCCAUCGGCUCCAGUAACCACUAUGUGACCGGAACCGCAGCAGAGCCUUCGAGUGAUGUCGCAAAGAUCUUGGCUGGGGAUGAAGUGAUCAAAGUCAACAACCAAAUAGUGGUGGGCUGGAGCAGGGCUAACCUUGUGAAGAAGUUACAGGAGAAUCCCAACGGCGUCACUCUGGUCCUAAAAAGGUCUUCCGGCUCGCUGUGUCGUAGAGGUCCUGGGCAGAGAUUACUCUCACUCCAAGAGGAGUACUUCUACAAAGAGGAGAGUUCGGAGGAAGAAGAAGAAGAGGAGGGAGAGGAAAAUCUGAGGCACUCCAUUUUUGAGAGGGUAGCAGCUUCUGUUCGGUCCUUGUCUUUCAGGAGAGCCGUUCAAGGCCCACAGGUGACCGAACAGCCUAUGGGACAGGAGGAGUCCGAGCUGUCUGCUGACAAGGAGCUGGAAGGCAGUCUUUCGCCUCAAGGCGCUCCAUCUUCGCUGUCAGUUUCAGGAGAGUUUGAGAGUCCUGGUUGGCGACUUUCUCCGGGCCUUAAUCGAAGAAGAGAUCGCACCCCUUCACCCCGAAGCAUUUCACCAAGCGUAAUCUACCGAAGUUCUUCACUUCAGGCACUUAACCAGGACAGGACGAGCGUCAGCUCCUGUCCUGAAAUGGUAGGACACACGGGACACCAGGAGGCAAAGAAGAGUUCUACUAAAGGAAUGACAACGGCCCUUAGUCGACGACGUGUCUCCUGCAGAGAACUGGUCCUGCCUGACUGCGACGGCUGGCUUUGGAAAAAGAGGAAGGAGAGCGGCGUCUUCAUAGCACAGAAGUGGCAACGAUUCUGGUUUGUCCUCAAAGGACCGUCACUCUACUGGUACACCAGCCAACAGGAUGAAAAGGCGGAGGGUUUUGUCAACAUCGCCAGUUACAACAUAGAAAGCGCUGGCGAGCACAAACGGAAAUAUGUGUUCAAAAUGUGCCACCAGCGAUUUCACAACUUCUUCUUUGCUGCUGACAAUGUUAGCGAAAUGAGCAAGUGGAUAAAUUGCCUCAUCACAACCAUUCAAAAGCACAAGAAGCUCAGCCCAGACAGUGAAGAAGAGUGUUAUAGUGAGACAGAAUCAGAAAGUGAGGGAUCCCCUUCACCCCGCAGGAGGCAUAAGAAAUUGCAGGUUAGCACUCUUCCUCGCCCAAAGCGCAGGACCAACAUUAAGGUGCCAUUGUCAAGUCCGUCAACAGGGAGCAGCAAAGCCGCUCCAGAAGACGAGAUGGGCAAGAUGUUAAAUAACAUCAAGGAAGGUGGUGUGUCCCUGAUGGGCCACGAGCAGCCGUUCACGCACGACCAUUUUAGGAGGUCGUUCAUCCGGCGCAACAAGAACCCCGUCAUCAAUGAGAAAGCGCACGCGCUCCGUGCACUGCAUAGUACCCUGAAGGCCAAAGAAGCUGAAUUACAGCAGAUCAACAAACUUCUAGAAGGUGAUGCCGUAACGGCCUCAAAGUAUCGCCAGUGGAAGGAACAGAACGAAGAACUAUCUCAGGAAAUCGAGAGACUGGUCUCUGUAAGGGCCUCCAAAUUGGCAGAUGCCGACAAGGCCGCCGCUGACGUCACGGCGCGAGACACGCCUGGCGACGAAGUUGCCUUGGAAACGGUCACCCCGGAAACAAGCCCCGCAGAGACAAAAGGCGCAUACAGACUAAACCUCAGCAUGGGCGAACAGCUGGUGGAUGCCGAGCCAUCAGAUGUUCUUCUGGAGCUCCCACAGGUCUCUCCGGCGGAAGAGAGGAGCAGUCUCGGGUUGGAACUCUCACUGGGCUCUCUGCAAGAAUCCAUCAACAAGGAGCUGAGCGAGAUGAGGGAGAGCGGCGAGGGCUCCGAGACUUAUUUCUUUAUUUAAACACAUCUGUUGUAGUGUUGGUCACGUCAGAAAGACACACAAAAGACUGGCCAAAAAAGGUUUACUUCAGAGCGCCUUUUUAUGCUAGCUGGAAAAACGACACGCAAAAACGGGGUCACGCCAACGUGAAGAUAGGUUAGCCAUAAGGCUACGUUUCCUGAUGUGUCACAGAUUUCUAGAAAGGCAAAAUUGGGGCUAGGAGUUUAAUACCUGGCACUCAUAUGGAAAGGAAUGACUUCAUUUGAUAUAGAGCAACAAAUAUAGAUGUAGACUCUAUAAUAUAGAGCGACAGUUCCAGAAGCGGAGUUAGCAAAAGUACUCACACUGCACUUAAGUAAAAUUAAAGAUACUUGUGUACUCCUUUACUUAGAGUAAAAAAAAACUCUCAAAUUUACUCACAUGAGCAAAAAAUAUAUUUUUUAAAAUGUUGUUUACUGUCAAUAGCUGCGUUUUUCGGGAACAGUUUUUCGGAAGAUUUUUCAAAAUUUUAGGCAAAACGUAGGCGUAUUUCCUGAAGGCUGUUUUUUGAAAAAGUCUCGAAACUCUCGUAAAGUCUCACCCUGCGAGAUUUUACCGAAGUAAGAUGGACGCCCUAAACUUGUUGCGUAUGGAGAAGUGAUCAUUUGAUUGAGUACCUCAGUUCCUGUAGCGUAUAUAUUUGACUCGUAUAUAUUAGCGUAUAUAUAUUACUGUUUUCAUUGCAAAAAUGCGAUAUAUUUUAAUCCGGAAAACGUCUGAAAAAUGAAAGCGUAGAAACAUUUUCGUGAUAUUUGAGUGUUUUUUCGAAAUUCAGGCGUUUUCCAUAGCUAGUUUUGCAUUGUGAAAUUUCAGAUUUUAAAGUGCCUGUGACACCAAAAAGCAUGUUUAUUUCAUAUUGCAAGUGGUAUUUAAGGCUCCUGAAUGAAAUGGACCACUUAGAUGUAUGCAGAAGCGAUCGAUAUAUUUAUUCAAUUUUUGAAUCCGGGAGACAUCUUCACGAUACAGUUAACUAUUGUAUGCAAAAAGACUGCGGAUCCAGCUGAUUUUGCCGAAAUAAUUUGGUUAUUUUUCGCUCAUGCCAUCCCAAUGUGAUGCAGGCUUUUGUUGCUACACCAGGGAGAGUGGUGUGAGCCUUUCUGAGUUUCAAAAAGAUCCUGUUCACUGCGAAGAAUGGGCAAAACAAGUAUGGCAAUGGAGUGACCAUUGGCCGGACGAGGAAGUUGGUAAGCUACGUGGUUUAUAUUAUGUCACAUACUGGGAUCAUGGCACAGGUUUUAAUAAGGAGGUGGCUUGCAUUUUGUGGGUGGCAAUGCUCCCUGUCCAACGAUAAGACAAGAUUGUUUAGAGACUUCCACCCCUCUCGGCCCUCUUCAUGUGCCCGCCGAGAGAGCGUUAUCCUCGGCUUGGGCUCGGGCAGCCACACACUCCUAAGUCUUCUUGGUUUCUUCACCGAGAAUGCGCCAUUUUUCGGCGAUCAUUCCCUGGUAGUGUAGGCAGUGCUUAUCACCGGGGACGCAGCAGGGGAACGACGAGCCGAAACUUGCUCACCGCCAGGGACUAGCUGAUCGGUAAAGACAAUCGCCCCCGCCUCCAUGUGUGACAAAAGUCGGGGUAGUUUUGUGUGAUUCUUCAUGUUCGAAAGGCGAGGAAGAGACUUGGAAGAGCAGCUCGGUUCGGGUUAGCAUGUAGCCUAGCUAUCACGCUUCUGUUUUGUUUACACUUUCCUCCCGAGUCCCCACUGAGAAAUAACGAGCCGGACUAACUCCGGUGGCAUAAAACACAGUUUGGGAGGUUUAAAAAGUCGGCAGUUUUGACCAUUAUGCAGUGAUUAAGCUUUGACGUACUGAAUAAAUGAAUUUACAAUAUUUUAUAUUCCAUUUAGCACAAGACUGUUAUUUGACAAUACAAUUCAUUCAGCAAUCGGGGAAAAAUACUUACAUACAAAUAAUAUCCUGUAAAAAAUUUGAAGUAGAGAGAUAAAACAAUGAUGACAUUUUACAGUAUGCUCUAGUCAUCAGCCUCGUGUUUGUUGUUCUUCUGAAUAUUCCUCCUCCUCCAAAUAUGACUCAAACAUAUAUGGCUGUCUGCCACAGGCUUCCUCUAGAUCAGGGGUGGGCAAACCGGUCCUCGAGGGCCACAGUGGGUCCUGGUCUUUGUUCCAACUGACCCAGCACAGAUAGUAUAACCAAUGAGGUUUCAGCAGAAAUGAGAAACACCUGACUGCAAUUGACUGAUUGCACUUGUAAAACAGCAGAUUGGUGAAAAUGUGUCCUCUUAAUGGGUUGCAACAAAAACCUGCACCCACUGCGGCCCUUUGUGGAAUAGUUUACCCACCCCUGCUCUAGAUCAACAAUAUCAGUUGAAAGAUCCACGCUUGAACCAGCAUCGCUGAAAUACGCUUCCUCCUCCAUUGGGCUGAAUUCUGAAAUCACUACUCCGCCUACGUUAUCACCCACAUGGAGGCGCCAGAGCGUUGUAAUGACAGGAGGGGCUAAACGACUCAAUUCUCGUCAUCUGCGCUUUGCCAAAUUGUCAUAUAAAGUCGAGAUGUCUGAAAAUAUGAUUUUCCUUCCAAUAACAAUGCUAUUUAAGAUUUGUUUUUAUGGUGUCACAGGCACUUUAAAUUACUAGGGAUAAUGGAAACACAGCUAAUUACACACAGUGGUGCCUUGAGAGGUAAAGUUUUUGAAAAUGAGGUGCAAAAAAGUGCUGAAUGUAGGAUGGAUGUAGGAACUAAAGAACAUUCUCAUGCAGUGGUUUUCAACUUGGGUUCAAUCAAACCCCAGGGGUCCAGCAAAAAUUAUGACACACAUAUUUUCAUAUGUUGACUCAAGUCAAAGUGUCAUUUUAGACUAGAUUUUGGACUUGUCUUCCCCCAGUUUACAGGCUUAAUUCUAAUUAUUUCAAUUGCUCGCCAUCUGGUUUGCUCAGUGGAAGGUAGACUCACACUUGGUAUGAGGAAGUAGCCUAUAACAGACCGAAACAUUUGCUUCACAUACUAUGCCAAAAAAAUGGUAUGUGAUGCAAGAAUUCGACAGUAAAAUGAGAACGUAGACAUGAAAACAAAAAUGAGCAGUUCCUUUUCCAACGUGAAAAGCAGCAGCAAAAGGCCAAAUUAUUUGUUGUAAAAUUAGUAAAGCACAGAUGCUAACAAACAUUUUUACAUUACAAGUGGGUGAUUUGUUGCAAACAAACAGCAGUUUGGGAAACAAUUGUUCCAGAAAAAGAGGCCAAGUGCUUGCUUAAAGCUGUAAAUUGCCACUCCCAGUUUACUGGAAAAGCCAACAUAAAACAGAGAAUUAAUUACAUGACUAAUAUUACUUAAGCUUAUGAACAGUUUUGACCUUCUUCCUUGUGUAUGCUUAUUAAAAAUACAAUACUGUAGUGUGGCAAUUUCUCAUCAGAAAACUGGGUGACAAAUUUCAAAUAUUUUUAUGGGAGAGCUGGAAAUUUUAAUAGCUGUUUUUUUUAUUUUGAAUUUGGAACGAUUGGGACGUGGGUGAACAAAAAUUAAACACAUAAGCAGAGGUGGGUAGAGUAUCCAAAAAUUUGACUCAAAAGAGUAGCAUUACUUCAAAAUAGGGCUGCAGCUAUGGAUUAUUUUUGUAGUCGUUUGAUUGAUGAACUAGUUAGUUUUAAUAAUCGAGUAAUCGCAUAAGGAACAUAAUGGUGUUGCAAAAAAAAAUUUUUUUUUUGGAAAAUGAUCUAAGUUCAACAAAAGAACAAUAGGCUAACUUACAUAGCAAAAGUCCAACCAAAGAAAAAUUGGCUAACUUAGAUAGCAAAAAUCGGCUAGCUUAAAUGCUAUAAAAUGCUAACUUUUUUUUUUUUUACAGUGCUCUUAACAAAUGGUUAAAACAAAUAUUGCCACCAAAAAACGGCUACAUAUACCUAUAAACUACAUUUUGAAUGCAUUAAAAACUUAAUAAAAUAAAAACAGCUGGAUCCAGCCACGUGAAAUGAGUUAUGCCAUAUUCACUGUUGCCACUAGAGGGCAAUGUAUCCACCCAAAUCAAUAAAACUAAAUGGAAAUGCUUUUAAAACAAACCAUUACAACGCCACUUUAACGAAUACUCGAAGCAGCAAAAUUACAUUCGAAUAUUUUUUCUAAUCGCAUUACUCAAGUUAAUCGAUUAAUUGUUGCAGUACUACUAAAAGUAGUCAUCCCCAAAAAAUACUGAAGUACAAAAAUAUUCACUGAAAAGAAUACUCAAGUAUUGAGUAACUGCUUAAAAUGUCAGAAUUUUUUAAACAAUGGUAAUUUAGAAAAAUCUAUAGAAAUGAACCAUCACCCGUCCAAAAAGCAUGAGUGCCCUCUAGUGGAGAAAACAUAUUUCCAACCAUUAAAUCAGAGAAAAAGAUCAUAAGAUCAUACCCCUGGUUUUCUGUGGUCUAUCGGUUCGAAUAAUGCGUCUGUGUCAAACAGUUUGAUUGAACAAGCCGGCCUGAUCGUCACUCCUGACUGUCGUGACCGUAUUUUUACAUCUGAUCAGUGUGAUGGAGUCGUGAUUAUUGUUGCAACGUCUCAUUUCUGGUAAAAAUUAAGUCAAAUCUGAUUUGUAGACUAAAGACGAAAAAUGUAACUCUAGUUUAGCCCAAAGUAGCAGAGUAGGAGUAACGUUUCAUCUUCACAACUUUACUUAAGUAAAAGUAAAAAGUAUGAUGUCGUAAAACCAUUCUUAGAAAUGAAUUGGUCUCCAAAGGUUAACGCGUUACUGCUCAUCUCUGCUCGUAAGACAAAAUAUAAAUGUUGAGUCGAAGACUUGUAAGCUGCACUGCAAGGAAUAAACUGCAAAGACUCAGUGAUUUCCAAGAAAAUAUUGCUGUAGCCUGGCAAAUUUGACGAGAUAUCUGUGUGAACAAAAAUGGCGAAUGAGUGCCUUUUUCACAUGUGAAAUAAUAUUCAUAUAUGUCUUUUUUUAGAGCUUGACUUGCAGUACAAGUUUCCUUUGAACAAGUUGCCAAUCGUCAGUAUAACGUAUUUAAUUAUGUAUGUCAUUGAUUUUCUAGUUACAGUAUGUAACAUAGGAUAUGGUUUUGAAAAUGUGAUGCGUAGAUAUUGUUUUUAUGAUACGUGCUGCAUGUGUUCGUUAAUUGGUAUUUGGAAAUAUUUGCACAGAUUUUGUACUGUUUUUGUUUUUUAUUCCCAUAGAUGUACAGGUGGAUUUCAUGAAUCAGAGUGAAACUGCGUGUACAGUCAACUAUUGUCUUGAUUUGAACAAAAACCCAAGAAAUGACAAUAUUACUGAAGAGCUGAUCGAAAGCAUUUGGAAUUAGAUGAAUUAUUUAUUCAUUCAUUUUUCUUACUGCUUAGACAAAUUAUUUCCCAAUGUUUAACAAAUAUUUCUAACUCACCAGAUUCACUUUUUCAAUUGAACUGAAAUAUAUGAACUUUUCUACCAAAUUCAAAUUUAUUGCAAUGUGCUUGUACAAAGUAUAGGACAUGAUUAUGUAUUGCUAGUAUGUACAA